This is a messenger RNA of Amborella trichopoda, 969 nucleotides long. RefSeq names its product FKBP-like peptidyl-prolyl cis-trans isomerase family protein. Gene Ontology annotation, molecular function: peptidyl-prolyl cis-trans isomerase activity. Lineage: Eukaryota; Viridiplantae; Streptophyta; Magnoliopsida; Amborellales; Amborellaceae. The record is from RefSeq and is a predicted model, not a curated record.
AAGUUUUUAAAGUCCUGUGCUCACUCUCCACCACACCAGCAAUGGAGAUGUGCAUCUCGAGCUCCUUUCUUCUUUCUUUCUCUAUCCCGUCUCUGCGUUCUCAAAAACCCAAUUUCGUUUUUCCGAGAAAGACCCAUCGUUCCUGUUCUUCUUGUGCAAAUUUCUCUCUCCUCUCCCGUAGGUCAUUCUCUCUCCUCUUUCAGGCAUGUCCAGUUAUCUCCCUCUGCUCCCCCAAAGUUUCUUCAGCUUCUGCUGUGAUUUCCGACCAGUUUAUUGAGCUUCAGGGAUCUGGAGGUGUCAAAUACUUUGAUCUUCGAAAUGGUGAUGGAGCAUCUCCAGUCAAUGGCGACCAGGUUGCCAUACACUAUUAUGGAAGAUUAGCGGCGAAACAAGGAUGGCGAUUUGAUUCUACCCAUGAUCACAAGGAUGAAAUGGGAGACCCCAUUCCUUUUGUGUUUACUCUAGGAUCUGGCAACGUAAUUUCAGGGAUUGAAGCGGCUGUGAAGUCAAUGAAAGUAGGAGGCAUUCGCCGGGUCAUUGUUCCACCAUCUCAAGGAUAUCAAAACACAUCUCAAGAGCCCAUACCUCCAAAUUUUUUUGACAGACAAAGGCUGUUCACAACCAUUUUUAAUCCUACUCGUCUUGCCAAUGGGGAAGGCUCUACGUUGGGCACCCUUAUAUUUGACAUAGAGUUACUUAGCAUUAGGCAUUCAUAAAAUCAACAUUGGAGUUAUAUAUCAGAGAGAGAGAGAGAGAGAGAGAGAGAGCAGAGAGAGAGAGUAAUUAAAGAGCUAUUUGCCAGCCAAAAAAGUGUCAUUAAUGAUAGACUCCCCCCCCAAAAAAAAAAAUGAACAGAGCUGACCUAGUUCUUCGAAGUGAGGAGAAACUGAGAAAUGUUUGAUUAAAUAAGUUUCUCGUUGUAUCUAUAUUUUGCAUUUGAUUGAUAAAAUCCAAGGUUCUUUAAGUAAU